Messenger RNA from Thalassophryne amazonica, 10968 nucleotides. Its product is annotated as BAH and coiled-coil domain-containing protein 1. The record is from RefSeq and is a predicted model, not a curated record. Bases 380 to 8215 code for a protein of 2611 amino acids. Lineage: Eukaryota; Metazoa; Chordata; Actinopteri; Batrachoidiformes; Batrachoididae. The transcript is spliced from 28 exons.
AGAGAAAUCGCCGCUCGGAGAUCCGAGCCCCGAUCCAGCCUGGCCGGGGGAUCGAGUCCCGCACACGGACCGAAGCUUCGCGGCCUCACAGUGGAAAUACUUCGCUCCCGACACGUGCUUUGUUUGGCGUUUUGAUUUUAAAUGGUCGUCGCAGUUGGCUUUGCACUUUCCCUCCCUGUAUUUUGUGAUUUUCUAAUUUAUUGUUAUGCAAGGAUUUAACAUACCAAAAAGAUGAUCGGCAGCUGCGUUUUUGGCUGGAGAAGCCUGCGAUCGACUGAAUGCAACACAUAGAUCCAAAGGAGAGGAUUAUUAUAUGGGUCGCAUUUGAGUUGCCUCCACUGCUCCUAUCCGGAUUUCGGAUUAUUCAACAUUCCUCGGAAUGGAAGGACGGGAUUUCGCUGCUCCGGCGCACCUCCUGUCGGAGCGGGGCGCGCUGGUGCACAGAGCGGCCUCUCGGAUCGCUCCCUCGGGCCACGGCUCUGUGCAGCACGCCGGUCACUUCCCGCCGGGGAAAUACUACCCGUCUCACAUCCCGAUGGCUCCACACUCAGGCAGUGGAUUGAUGGGUAAUUCCUCCGCCUCCUUCAUGGGGACCUUUCUGGCCAGUAGUCUGGGUUCCCCACCUUCCCACCCAUCUCACCCUUCCCGGCCUCCUUCCUCACCCUCUUCGCCCUCCUUCCGAGGUGGACCACAUUCCAGCGCCUCUCAAAUCUGGUUUCCCCAUUCGCAUGAAGCAGCUCCAGGGUAUCCUCGAUUCUCAGGGAGUCUGGCUCACACGUUCCUUCCCAUGAGCCACUUGGAUCACCAUGCCAACAGUGGCGUUCUCUACGGGCAGCACCGUUUCUAUGACACCCAAAAAGAGAACUUCUAUCUUCGUAGUCUCCCGCCACAACCUCCUAUCAUCUCAGCCAAUCACAGUCUGCCACCAAUGUCAAGGGCAACUUCAGGACAUUCUCAGGGGUCCUGUAGUAGAGAUAGAGAUCCCGGGGUGGGGACAGGUCUACAUAAAGGCCAUAAAGAAGGAUCUGUAGAGAGAGGAGUUGUUUCUGUCAAAGAAAAGGAGAGAUCGAGCAGCAAACAGGAGAUUAAAGAGAGGCAACAGCACCACAGCCACCAGCCAUCCCAGUCCACACACCACCACCAUUCCCAGUCUCAUCAACAACAUCCCCACUAUACACAACACUCACUGCCCCUAGAGGAGGUUAACAGCAGAGCCUUAGAGAGGCACAAGGCUUCCCUCAACAUGGAGUACAGAAAGGAACACCUUCAGACCAUGGGCAAACCCCUCAGUGCUUGCCUGCACAACAGCAAGAUGCAAAAUGGAGAUUCAGGUCCUGGAGCAGGAGUGAAGGUCUCUAUGUCCAGCUGUGGAGGUGAAAGCACAGCUCUUGGUGCAAUUGGGGGUGCGGGGAACUCCCAGGCCAGACAUAUGGGGUCUAGCGGCAGUAGUCGCUGUACAAAAGAGGGUGUGAGUGGGGAGAUGAGGAUCAGCGAACAAGCUUCAGACUGUCUAGAAAGGGGUCAGGCACCCCUCCACCACUCUUUGCCCUACUCUGUAGCCCCACCCUUGCACAUGGGUUCCGCUGCUGGGGGGGCUCACCCCCAUCCCCAUGCACAUCCCCAUACCCACCCGCAUCCAGGAGGCUUUCACUGCCUCCAGCUCCAUCCCAGUCACCCACAUCACCCACAUCAUUCCCACCAUACACAUCACCAUCCAGACUUCUUCUGCCCACCCCCUCCAGCCCCUCUAGCCAAUCCUACCUCACAUGAGAGAGGACCAGCCAAUGGAGGGCGAGAUCCUAAAGUCACAGGGCCUACGUUUGUACCAUCUGUAGCUGACCUUGGGGACAAAUCCAGUGGUCCAUUUCAGCUUGGUAACACAGAAUGCCAGGGGGUCGGCAAUGGAGGGGGAAGUGGCAAUACCAAGGACAAGGUAACAGAGAAGAAUGGAGGUGGUGCACAUCACAGUAACUGGCACAGAAAACAGCAACAACCACAGCAACAGCAACAACCACAACCACAGCAACAGCAACACCCAUACAGAAAGACAGAGAAGGCUCCAGAUUGGAUGCACUCCCAUCACCUACACAUCCAGCCUACACAGCUUCCCCCACCUCCACAACAACAGCCUUCACAUCCCCAACAGCAGCAUCAAGUUGCGCGUUCACGCAGUGCAGAGUGCAUCAACAGUGGUGUGGACUUGGAUGUGUUCAGAUCUUCUCUGCCCCAGGGGCCCAAGCCUGGACACUCUGUCACCCAUUCUGUUAGCUCUUCUCCCUACAGAGAUUGUUCCCAUCCAGGGCCACCACCUAACUCAUCUCCACUUGGAAGUAAAGGUAUGGGCCAACAUAAUGGUGUUGGGGCAACACAUGCUCCUGGUCCUGGCAAUGGAGGGAGCUGCUCCUUACAGAGAGAUGGCCAAAAAGUAGCCAGGAUUCGCCAUCAGCAGCAUGGGCGUCCUGGCCCAGAUGCCCCUUCUCCAGCUGAGAUGAACCAAGGGACAAGUCAGGAGCUGAAGAGGAAGCUGGACAUGUCUGCUUAUGGUUACAACAGCAACAGUGGGCAGCACCAUCUCCAGCAGCCCCCAGUGCCACCUUGGGUCAUGAGACCUGCACACCACCUGUCACAGUCUGAAGAAGAGCCGAGGAAAUCUUACAUGGAGUUAGGAAGUACAAGUGGGCAACAUACUCAACAGCAGCAGACAGGAAUGGGUCUUCCUCCUCCCCAACCUCCUCCGGUACCUCCCCUCACUCAGCAACAGCAGCAACAAUCUGAGCCCCAGGGCACGACGCAGGGGGAGAGCAGUGCCAUGAAAAACUUAAUGAAGUACAGCACCCAACAGCAGCCUCUGCUCCUUUCCCAGAAGACUCCCUUUGGAGGGCUUGGAAACCUCAAAUCAGGCCCUGCUGGGGGAAAUUGCGCACUACCGGGGAACAAACAGACCCUACCUUCCAGAAAGGGUCCGGGCAAUGACAGUGAAAGACCUGAUUAUAGCGGGCGGAACCGGGAUAUUGGGGAACCGGGUCAUGGGGAAAACGAGGUACGGCAGCCGCCAGUGGGAAUUGCGGUGGCUGUUGCCAGACAAAGAGAGCCACCAUGUCGAUCGGCAGACAGUCAUCACAGCAGCCGGCAGGGCAGGGUGCACCCCUCUGUGAAAGGACCAUCCCGAUCCAUGUAUCCCUCAGAUCCCACCACAGAAGAGGAGAGGAAGAGAAUGAGUGGAGAACAGAUCAGUCUAACCUGCUUGGACAGAGACCGUGAGACAUAUAUCAGGGAUAAUAAGGAAAGGGUGGAGCUUGCAAGGAUCCAUCCCUCCAACAGCUGUCAUGGAGACCUUGCCUCUCAUCUCAUGGUCCCAGGCGGGACUUCCAUCCAGUCUGGCCAAUUAGGAGAUCCUGCUGCACAUUCUGCUCAUCAUCACUGGAUGCCAAAAACUGGAAGCCCGUCCCUCUGGAUGACAGGACACUCUUAUGCAGGAAUCGGGCACACAGCCCUACACCAGAAUCUACCGCCGGGAUUCUCUGCAGCCAUGCCAGGUCCUCUGCAGCCUGUCCUACCUUUGCCCCAGGAUCCUUCAGCACAGCUGGUGGUCUUACCCACUGAGCCUCCUGCCCAUCCUGCCAGCCAUCACCUGGAUGUGAUAGAGCAACCAGGGCUGUGGCCCCCUGUGUAUGGCACCCGGGGCCCACCCUCCCACAUGCAGCAUCCUGCUGUGUAUUCCCGAUCCCAGUUUCUACGGCAACAGGAGCUGUAUGCUCUCCAGCAGCAUCAGCAGCUCCAGCAUCAGCACCAGAGCCACCAGUCACAGCAGCCGCAACCACAGUCACAUCCACAGCAGCACAGAGCUGCCCACAGCAUGGAAGCCCAACAUCAAGCCGGUAACAACGUGCAGAUGUUGAAGAGGCCAGAUGAUUCAUCAGUUCAACUUGAAGAACUCAUUUCUGAGCCCAGAACACCUAAACCAGCCAAGCCAUAUUCAUACAACCCACCACAGAGCAACACGUCUCCACCCGGCGCCUGCACUGCACACUUAUCUCCUUGUUGUCAGUCACCUUCUUUACGCCCACAUCCGAAAAGUACUCCAUCUACCCCCUGUCCCGCUCCUAGUCCUGCCGCUGCAGCCCCCCACUCGCCUUCCAUCAGCCCAGCACCACCUCAGAUGCCCAAGGGGGCUGAAUCCCAGGAUAAAAGAGGAGAGGGACAACCAGCACAGGUCUACCCAGAAUCUCUAGAGCCUGACUUGCCUCCAGGAUACACCUACCCUGGUAUUGCAAUUGGCUACAGAAACGGGCCCUCCCCCCAGGAUGUUCAGCUAGCUGAGCCAGCUGAACUGGAUGCAGUCCAAGCGGAACCUGCUGAACAUUCCCCGCAGCUUCUCUCCGGCAUAGGGGAGGAGCUAGACUGCCAGGUCGUGGUUAGACCCCUCCUCUCAGAAUCCCUCCCGCACGAGGAAGUGGAGCAGGAAAAAGAGGAAAGAAUGAUUGAAAGAGUUUUGGAGCAAAAAGAGGAUGUGGAGGUAUCAGCAGUGACAGCAGGCAGCUAUGUUCCUGUAGAGAACGAGGGGGAGGAGCAGGAGCCCGCUGAGGAUGAGGUGCUGAUUUGUCCCCGUACUGAGAUUCCGGUGUGCGAGGCUGCAACCUGUCCAGCCCCCCAUUCCACAACGGAGCCUGAAAGGCCAGAAGCUGUCAUCACAUUGGUGGAGGAAGAGGAUGAUGAGGAGGUGGUGGAUGAAGAGAUGCAGGUGGAACAGGUUCAAAAGAUCAGCGCGCCUGGAGAGCCGCAGUCAGAGCGUGCUACCAUCAUUGAGCUUGACCCCACUUCCCCUGAAGCUCCUGAGCCAGAGUCUCCAGCCCCUGAGGAAGCAAAGGACAGGCAGCAGCAUGAGAAUAAAAUUACCCUUGAGGACACGUCGGUGGAUAUGGUUUGUCUUUCCUCUGCCUCUGCUUCCGUCCCUAGUCCAGUCCAGACAUCCGCCACCGUGCCUCCCAAAACCCCGGUGCCCUGCUACUGGAGCCUGGAGCUGCUGAUUGCUGCUGCUUUCUGCACAGAUGUGCCUCCGUUUCCCUUAUUCCCAUUCAGCGCUCCAGCAGUUGCCCCAUCACAGCCCAACCCCCACCAGGGUAUGGAGCUCCUGAGUGAGCUGGCAGACCUGGAGCUUCAACAGCAAAAACACACCUGUGGGAAAGGCCAGGAAGAGGAUCUGCUGAUGUUCGAUCUUCAAAGUCUCGCUACUUUGGCUGCAGCCCGUGCACUGGAGAUGGACUCCUUGCAGGAAAACAGCAGCAUGAGUGCAGGGCGUCACUGCCCGGCACGCAAAAUCCUCAAUUUGCGUCGUAAAUGCAGCUGGACUCCUCGUAAUGAGCCAGUGUGCCCAGCCAAAGGCAGCAUGGAAACAAUGGAUGGUCCUGAGCUUGAAAUGCGUGUGAAAUUGGCUGAGCUGCAGCGUUGUUACAAAGAGAAACAAAGAGAAUUAGCCAAGCUUCAAAGAAAGCACGACCAUCACAGGAAGGAGGAAACACCUCGCAGCCCCGCGCGACGAGGACCUGGGCGGCCCAGAAAGCGCAAACCCACCCUCGUCACGAGCACAGCUUCCUCACAAGAGAGCCAGAGGAAAAUCAAGUCAACAGGGGUGGGGCUAGCCAUGUCACCUGAGGACCUCGGAGGGGGUGGAGACAGCCAGAGGAGGAAAAAGAGACUGUCCAGUCGGGGCUUUGAACGACUCGGUGCUGCACAGAUGAAAGUACAGAGCUGCAGAAAAAGUGGUCUUCACAGCGUGCUCGGCUCCAAGCUGGCCAGUGAUGUGGCUCAGCUCAAACAGAAGGGUAAAAAGAAUCUCUCAGGGACAAGCUCCAGGGACAAGGAGGCCUCCCCCUGCAACUCCAACCUUAAGCACGGCCACAGAAUCCAGGGCACGAGCAAAGCUGACUCCCGACGAGAAUCAGGGGGGCAAAGUGACACAGGAGCCAGUGUGGACAGCGGCCCUCAGGAGAGCUGGACAGGACAGGUACGCCGUGGGCGAAAAAAGGAAUCAAUCACCCGAACUCAGAGCUCUUCCCAUCUGAGACAGACUAAUGCGAGGGUUCUCCGUGGCCAGAGACAGGAGGUGAUGGAGGAAGGAGAAAGUUCCCCGCAAGAGAGUGACUCCUCUGAUCAAGAUGAAGAAGAGGAAGGCAGUUAUGAUACUGAUGAAGGGCAAGACUUCAGACACCAAACCCCCAGAGACAUCACUUCUAGCUCAGCUGUGACUGGUCCAAGUCCUUCUUCUAUUGUAAAACUAGAGGCCAAUCAGAAAGCGAGGAACAAAAGACAGAGACAGGAGCUUUAUGGUUCCCAAAGUCUGUCUGGAACAGAGGGAGAGGUCAAAGUGAGGAAGAAACCCCCCUGUAUGAUGGGUCUUGCAGCUACAUUCAAAAAAUACCAUGACGACUACAGGCCAUGUGGACCCAAGUCCAAAGAUUCUAGGUGGGGUAGCCUUGGCACGAGAAGCAACCGGUACCGGAGGAGCAUUGCACUGGCUACCUUUCCGACCACCAGUGAGAGGUUAAAGAGGGCCACCCGCAAGAGCACCAUCUUAAGAGGGGCAACCAACAAGCCAAAGGGCCGAGCAGUAAGUCGACUGCUGGAGAGCUUUGCAGCCAAUGAAGGCUUUCAGAUGGACAGCAGCAGCUUCUCUGAAGAGGAGGAGAGCGACAGCCAUUCAUGCAACAACAAGUGCCCCGAUGCUCCGAAUUGUGUCCUGACCAAAGACCUCUUGACUGAUGGACUGAAGGUGCUGAUCUCCAAGGAGGAUGAACUUCUGUAUGCUGCGAAGGUCCACACUCUGGAUCUGCCAGACAUAUUUAGCAUCAUUAUUGAUGGUGAAAGAGGAAACCGCCCAAGAAUCUAUUCACUGGAACAACUGUUACAACAAGCUGUACUGGAUGUACGUCCGGAGACGGAGGCUGUGCUCAGUGAAGGCACCAGGGUGUGCGCUUACUGGAGUGAGCGAUCGCGGUGUUUAUAUCCAGGCUAUGUUCGCCGAGGUGGUUCAUCUGAUGAGGGCAAGCAAGGAGGCGUGAUGGUGGAGUUUGAUGAUGGAGACAGAGGAAAGAUUUCCCUCCCUAACAUCCGACUUCUGCCUCCAGGGUACCAGAUUCACUGUGGUGAACCUUCUCCUGCACUGUCAGUACCCAGUGGGACAACAACCAAGAGAAGUUCCAGUCUGGAGCAGCCCCCCAUCAGUGAUAAGCCUUAUGACAGAAUCAUUACCAACACUGGAGCCAACAAUCAAAUUCUUGCUGUUCAUAAAAGAAGACCAGGGAGGCCGAAGGGUUCUGGGAAAAAACAGAAGCAACAGCAGCAGAGUGAGAAUGCAAACAAAGAAGCGUCUCCUUUUGUGGGUUGGCCUUCAGUUACUAGCACUAGAAAGAGGGCAUCAGACAAUCUGUUUCAGCUCAAUGGAGCACCCAGGAAGGUCUUGAGAGGGAAGGAGGAUGACCUGUUCUCUGUGCCGAAGAUCCAGCCAUUAGUCUCGACUCCUGCCAAAGGUCUGUUUAGCAGCAGCUCCUUUGAGGUGGACUCUUUCAGCAGCAUUGCCAAUGGGUACUCCUCCUUCUGCACUCAGUCCACAAGGCCAGGAUUACCUCUGGACCACAGAAGUGGGACAUGUGGCCAGAAGCGUAGGCAAGAUGACCUAGUUAUGCCACGCAGCAGGAAGUCUGGACAAGAGUUUCUCAUUAAGUUAGAUCAUGAAGGAGUAACCUCCCCUAAAACGAAGAACAGCAAGGCCCUGCUGUUGCAAGGAGGACCCUCAGGGGUCAGUGGUUUGCCAAGGCCAGAGGCUUAUUCCCACCCAGUGCUGCUUGUGAAAGACAACAAAAAGGGCGGUGCCUCCAGGGUGGAGCUCCUCUUGAAAGGAGCCCCACCUCAAAGAAAGCCCUCACCCUCUCUGCGUCUUGGAGAAUAUAGUGACUUAGGCUUCAGCUCCCACCGAGAAUGUCACAGCUCCUACUCUGAUAUAGAUGAUGAAGAGGAAGAGGAGAGGAGGAGGGCUGCACUGGCUGCAACCUCAGGAGGACUAAGGACGGCUGGCCGUUUCCUCUCCCGCCUCUCUGUCUCCUCAUCCUCUUCGGUUUCUCCAGCUCAUCCUCUUCAGGUUCUCUUUCAAGUUCCAGCCUCUGUUCCUCUGACAAUGACUCCUCCUACAGCUCAGAGGAUGAGGACAGUUCCACGUUGAUGCUGCAGAGCUGUCUGUCUUCCCACCGAGGGCUCUUACAAACCUCUGAACCUUCCACCUCUUCGAGGCCACACCAGCACUCCUUUGUGGCCAAAGCUGUGGCUGUUGCCAAUGCCAAAGGGGGCUCUCCUGACCAAGUCUCCAACACCAAGUCCCUGAAAAUGAAAGAGAUCAGCAGCUCCACCUCUAAACCCUCAAAAGAAUUCAUUAAAAGACCCAGAAUGCUCUCAGAUAAUUGCUCAUUUAUUCCACGACCCAAGAUGUCUGCAUUCCUUGGAGGAAGACAAAUGUGGAGAUGGUCAGGAAACCCCACACAGAGGCGUGGUCUCAAAGGCAAAGCUAGGAAGCUUUUCUACAAGGCCAUUGUGCGAGGCAGAGGACACCCAGUGAGAGUGGGAGGACUGUGCUGUGUUCCUCUCGGCUGGACGGCCAAACCUCCCGUAUGUAGGUCGAAUUGAAAGCUUUUGGGAGUCCUGGGCCUCCAGGCAUGGUGGUCAAAGUCAAGUGGUUCUACCACCCUGAAGAGACCAACUAGGCAAGAAGCAUCGCGAUGGCAAGCAUGCCCUGUACCAGUCAUGUCAUGAGGAUGAGAAUGAUGUCCAGACAAUCUCUCAUAAGUGCCAGGUGGUGAGCAGAGAGCAGUAUGAGGUUAUGACUCGCAGUCAGAAGCUGGGCAGUACCCCUCCCUGAGGCUCUACUAACCUGGCUGUGACAUAUGACCCCACCAAUGGUCAGCUGGUCACCGAUGAAGGAGUUUCCAUGUCCUGUUGACACCAACUUCCACAACGACAUUGCUGAACGGACUCAUCUGUAGACGGACUGAUAGAAUCUGUGACUCUACCUGCAAUUUAAAAAAGAAAUCCUCCAGUGUUGGAAGAAGGCGGUUGCUUCCUAUGACUUUGGGUACCCUUUAAGGAACCAUGAUCAAGAUGCCAACACCAAAGCAACACGUCUGAGGUUAUACACUGGAGUCUCUUGGUAAGGGGGCGUCCACAGAUGGACUCUGCCCUCGUUUAUCCAUUAAAGGAGAUCGAAACAAUCAAUAACUGAUCUAAAUAAUCUUUUUUUUAAAAUAGAUCCUAUGUUGACUGAGAGCUUCGUAACUGGGUUUCAGACUCGUGGCUCCCAGCUAUGUCAUAGUCCACCAAAGGAGAGCUGAGAGUCUGUUUGGACUGUGCAAAGUACCAUAAGACUGUCUGGUCUCCGAGGACCAACACUUUAAGGUAGCCUUAGCUGAGGACAAUAAGGAUGAGGAGGACAUAACAGGGGACCUUCAUAGAUCCCUCAUUUCCAGGGAAGAAGAAAAAAAUGUAAAGUAUGGAAAGUGAUAACUGUAAAUAUUUUUAAAUUUUUCCAAUCAAGCCAUACACUUCAGUACCUCUCACCUGUCUUAAAGGUUCAGGUGUACAUUGUACAGUUUAAUUAUUCUAUUGUUGUCUGCUGUCUAUAUGUAUAUAAAAGCUAUUUUGUAUAGAAGUUUAUUUUGUGUGUAUGUGUGUGUGCGUGUGUGUAAAUAUAUAUACAUAUAUAUAUAUAUAUGAGAUGUAUCUUUUCUUGUUUGCAAUUGAUUUAUUUUUAUAUGAGUGUUGAAUAAGUUUUUUUUUUUUUCUCUCCUUUGCUUUGGGAAGUCCAGAUUGAAGAUGUUAGUGUUGCACUGCAUUAUGCCCUGCUGAGACAGACGGAAACAGACAGAGCACAGACAAAGAGAGAAGCAUUUAAAGACAGGACAAGACUAUCUUUCUGAGAGAGAGAGGUCAUCCUGUUUAAAAACAGGUCAAGUGGCUUUUUGUAGAAGCAUUCUAUUUGCUUUUUUUUUUUUUUUGUAGAAGCAUCUUUUAUUUAUGUACCUCUCAGUUGGUCAUCAUUGCGAAGCAGAUCCCACUGGACUGCACUCACAGGUCAGAAAUGAAUAUAAACUGCGACACAAUAUUUGUGUGCGAUCAGUGUCCUGGCAUCACUAUAAUCACGUCAACACAAAUGGAUUUUGAACCAGACGAGGUCUGUUGAUGAUAAUGUGUUGUAUUUGGUUUGCACGUUUCAGCACAUUAUGACCUACAAAAUACCAAAGUGUCUUCACUAUCUUUAUUUCUUUUAUUAAAUUUGACAUGAGUAUGUCCGAGCACCUGCAUUAAACUCAAAUCACUGUUAACUUAUAGAAUACUUGUCCUCUACUACGUGCAAAAGUUUUGGCUUUGCAUUGUGACAAUGAUUUUGUGCCAUGUACCUCCCUGUUUUGUUUUUAGUGCAUAAAUAUGCAAGAGAAAAAAAGCCACCUGAAAAAGUGACUGACGGCUGAGGUACUGACAAAGUACAACAGGUUUGCAUACUGACACUUUGUUCAGUCUAUUUUAGUUUCAUCAGCCAUUUGUAUCUAUUUUGUACAGUACACGUUGCACAUCCUCAAUCGCUAACUGGAAGGACAAUCAGAUUCACAAAGCAAUUGGACACUCAAUCGAAAAUUAACUUAUUUAAUUUGUGCCAAGUAUUUUUUUUGGUCUGUUGAUAUGCAAUCCUGAGUAUUCUUUGUCCAUAAAAGUUUAUUUUGUUUGCUAAAUUCUUAUUUAUUGUCAUUUUUGCUGUUUGUUCAUGCCAAGGGGCUUUUAUGAAAUGUGACAUUUUUAUUUUGUUUUUGUUUUGUUUGUUUGUUUUUUCCUGGUGUGAUGUCGCAUUUACAUUUCUUAACUAAAACUGGUCUUGUAGGGGUGACCUAGUGAAAAGAAAUAAAGCAACACUGGAUUCUUAUCAUCCGCAAA